Aegilops tauschii subsp. strangulata is the source of this 816-nucleotide messenger RNA. RefSeq lists its product as uncharacterized. NCBI's taxonomy places the organism in Eukaryota, Viridiplantae, Streptophyta, Magnoliopsida, Poales, Poaceae. The record is from RefSeq and is a predicted model, not a curated record.
AUGGCGGCAUCGGCGGCCCACGUCGCGGCGCUGGCCGCCAUACUCCUCUUCAUCCCUUCCCUCCUCGCCACUGUCGCCGCGCAGCAGGGCAAGGCCAAGGCCUUCUGCAUCAGCCAGUUCGCCAUCGCCAGUCAGGCUUGCUCCAUCCUGCCGCCCAGCCCCCCGGAGGACGACCAUCACCACCACCACGACGACGAUGAUGAUGACGACGACGACGAUGACGACGACGACGACGACGACGAGCACCAUGGCGGCGACGGUGACCGCCGCCUCCGUGGACGCCAUGGCCACGCGGCGGUCAUCAACAUCUCGUCCCUUGGCCUGAUGGCGGCAAACAACGACAGCAGCGAAGUUCACGUUGCAAGAAACGGCACCGGUCACCAUGGCGGCAACCACACCCGCCGCGGGCGCGGGCGCGGGCGCGGGCGUCUUCGUGGUACUGGACGCGGCCGGCGUGGGCGUGUGCGCGACGGUGAUGAGGACCCGGACCAUGACGACGACCACGAGGAGGACCCCGACCAUGAUGAUGACCAUGAGGAGGACUCCGACCACGACGACGACCAUGACGACGAACAUGAUGACGAUGACGACGACGACGACGACGACCACGAGCACAAUGACGACGACCACGAGCACCACCACGACGAGGAGCUUCGGGCGUACCGCGACUGCUGCCGGUGGCUGCAGGAGGUGCAGAAGGACUGUGUGUGCGAGGCGCUCCUGCGGCUGCCGCCGUUCCUCGUGAAACCACAGCACAAGUACGUCGUCCGGGUGGGGCGGACGUGCCGGAUCGUCUACCGCUGCGGCGGCGUGUAG